Molecule: messenger RNA, 3099 nt
Organism: Pygocentrus nattereri (red-bellied piranha)
Lineage: Eukaryota; Metazoa; Chordata; Actinopteri; Characiformes; Serrasalmidae
Gene: etaa1a
Product: ETAA1 activator of ATR kinase
Exons: 6
Coding region: 154-2613 (819 amino acids)
Source: RefSeq, a predicted model, not a curated record
UUGAAUUCGUAAACAAACCAAACGCGCUAACUCGGGGCAAAAAAACACGCGAUAAAGGCCGAAAACUCGGAGUUAAAUCGCACAAAUAAUAUUCUCUGGGCUGUACGGCUAUUUGCAGAUAUGCCACGCGGAUGUGGUUAGUUUUCAAGCAGUAUGAACGACGGAAAGAAGAAGGGUUUGAGCUCCAGCCCGGAGGAGGGAAGAAGAGACGGCGAUCAAAACAGCGAGCUUUCAGAAAUCGUCCAGAGCAAGUCGAAAAUAAACAGGCUGAGGAGGAGUCCGCGAGCAAGCCAGCCCCAGCCCCGGGCCCAGCCUCAGCCUCAGCCCCGGGCCCAGCCUCAGCCCCAGCCUCAGCCCCAGCCCCAGGCCCAGCCCCGGCAUCAGGAGCCCUCCAACAGCUCCAGCAGCGUACCGGAUUUCAAAACACCCGUCCGUCUGCCCGCCCGUCUGCCAAAGGGCAGGUUUAGAAGCUCGACUAGCGACGAGUCUCCAAACAAUGAUUCUGAAUUUCAACAUGACAUCAUCUGGGAUCCAAACUCUCCAGCGACUCCCCAUAGAAACAGACGAGGCCGGAGAAGAACUACAAACGUCAAACUGGUGGACAUAUCAGAAAUUGUCAACCGGAUAGCUCCGAAGAGUCGGAGACCUGAAGAGGCAGAGUCUUCUUUGCUGCAGUGGAUUGGGGACAGUGCCAUUCCAUGCACUCCAGAGGUUCAAGAUCCCAGGACCAAGCCCAAAUCAGCAAGACCAAACGUUGUGGAUGACCUGCUAAAGCUUGCAAAGCAGUUUGACUUCAACAUGAUCCGGCAGGAUGAAUCUCAUUUCGAGACCAGACAGCAGAGCUCUGAGGAAGCAAUGGAUGAGGACCUGGAGCUGUUUUAUGAUGAGAAUCACCCACCAGCUCCACCGCAGAAGGACUCUGAAGCUGAGAGAGCACCGCAGGAGUUGCAGGAGGCUGACACAAGUGGUGGUGUUGAUGUUAUGGAUGAUGUGGCACUUGGGCAGGAAAUGGAGGAUGAUCUGGACUUGCUUUUUGAUGGUUCAACACAGCAAAUCAGUGGUUUUCUCAGCCAGGGUUGGAGUGGCUGUUCUCAGAAUAGGCCUGAAAUCAUCCAGGGUACAGCGGCUCCCAAUGGAAACCGCACUAGUGCUACUAAUGUGGCUGCUGUCACAGCAGCGCUGUGCAGUAGUGGCAGUCGUCAAAGUCUUGCGGCUGGAGUGGGCAGUGCCUCCGAACCAGGUAUUGCUAGUGUGUCGGCAAAACUGCAGCCUUGCAGUCCUAACGAUUUUGAAGACGACUGGAGUAAUGAUGACUUGCUAGAGGAUUCACUGUUGUUUGAGAUGACACAAAACCCACAGCUCUUCUCUGCGCCUCAGCAUAGCUCCACCCAGAAACAAGUGAACAAAAAAGAAGGCGGUAGUUUCACCAACAACAUGAAUGGCGCUUACCAUCACCAGCAAACUGGCAACAAAGAAAAGUCUAGUGCAUUACAAGAGUUAAACCAGAAGCUUGGUCACCAAUGGAAUAAGGCUUUGGGAGAGUUGUCUAGCAACAAUAACAAUUUAGGAUUUGCUAAGAACAGUCAACAAACGCAGGUUCUUCCUUCCUGCAAGGCUCCAUCGGUGGUUCUAGGUUCAGGUAACUCGCAUCCAGACCGGUGGCAGGGUUGCAUAUCUAAAGCUAGCAACCAAACACCAGAACCAGUCAAAGUGCAGAAACCUUCAGGAACAGCUAAGUGGGCAAUUCAACCUGGGACUAAAACCUCAUUAGUUUCUAGCUCUGCUUCACCCAAAUUCGUUUCUCCUUCCUCCAGCUUCGGGUUUGAUAGGAACAUUGAGAUCAUUGAGAAAAAGCAGAGUCAACAAAGCACAGAAGAACAUGGCCUGAGCGACAUCGCAGAUGAGGACCUGGACUCCAUCUUCGCGUCAGAUGAUAUCUGGGACGACGGGGCAGAUGACGACCUGUUCUGUGACGUGUGCGAGAAGGUGGAAGAAUUCACAGCUGAUUCAGACUCUCAUCUGGAGGCAUCUGUAGCAAAGACCCCUACAAAAAACAGCACAGUACAGAGCAGGACAUGUGUUUCCUCCAUGGAGACUGGUCAAAACACUGCUGCUAACAUGUUUCCCAAACAGGACAAUAUGAUUUCACAACCGUAUCCACCUAAUAGUUGGAUUAAUAAUAGCAAUGCUGCAAAUAUUAAGAACAAAUCUGUUCUUCCCGCAGUUAACGCUCUUAACUUUAGGAGCACGACGGGAGGGAAUUUGCUGGACGACAGCAGGAACUCUUACACCGGUACAUCAAGCAAAGGGCCUUACAAAUUUACCCAUGUGAAAAACACUUCAGGAGUUGGGUAUGGAGCCUUUAGUGCCAUGCCACAACAGCCGGUCAGCGAGAGGGGAGCAGGAACAUCCAACCAAUCAGCAAUUUCAGAUAAUCAUCAGUUCAAAACGCCUUUUAGCACCUUUAAUGCUGGGCCUGCUGUCACCAAAGACGUCGGUAAGGCGGCGGCGAGCAGGUGCAGUGAUGCUGAGAUUGAGCGGAAGAGGCAGCAGGCCAUGGAGAGGCGGAGACUGCGGAUGACGGCCAGUCAGAACCUUCGGGCUCCGAUAUGACACAACAUGACCAGGGAGAAAGACAGUAUAUGGUGAUGUGCAGAACGUCAAGCACUGAGUUGGACCUUCUGGGGGACGAAACAGCAGCACAUGGUCAGUUGUGUUCGGCUGAACCGAGACCUACAGCUGAAUCCAUUUUCUGCUCCAGACCUUGGAAACUAUCAGUCUGACAGACAUCAAGGAAUAUUUGGAAAUUUGCUGUACAGUUGUCUACCUUUUUACGCAGUUCAUCUCCCCCUCGGUUCUUGGUUAGCUGUGCAGUUUGUACAGAUCUUUCCUGCACGGUGUCUAUAUGUAGUUGUGUUCUUGAUGAUGGGGGUCCUACGUUUUCUUUUUAUUUGUUUAAAUGUCUUUUAUAUGUUGUCUUCUUGUUCCUGUACAUAUUCAAAAAAAUCCAAGCUUUCAAAUGCACUCAUAAUGUUUUAAUGGGCUCUUUAUUUUUAAAAAAAUUAUAAUAAAACAUGUUCUGUUUUGUCUGUUUUUGAA